AUGGAAAAAUCGGAGAUUAAUAAAGAUGAAGAAGAGUUUAAAAAACCUAUUAUUCACAAGCCUUUGCUUCAUAUCGAAUGUUCUUUAAAAGAAAAGAGCACGUGUAGAUUUGAUAUGGCUUCUCAUUAUGUUCGUCGAUUUCUUCUUGAAAAUUUUUCUUCAUUGACUUUAAAUACUGAAUUUCGUAAUUUUGAAGAUGAGCCGCUUUUAAUGAAGCAUAUUGAGCAAAUUAGAGUUGUUGAAGUUUCAGGAUCCAAUAAAGAAAUCCUUUAUUUAGAUGAGGUCGAUCUUGAUGUUCAUAUAUACCAACUUAACAAUAGUUUGCCUUUUACUAAUAAUUUUGAUGACCAAGAUUUGGAAGAUGGACCAAUGGCUAUAGUGACUGAAUUACCAUCUUUAUCUUUAGAAGGACUUUGGGAUAAUCUGAUAUUCGAGGAUAAUAUCAAAAAUAAUUUAUUGCACUUUAUUCAUACUGUCAUGCUUUUUUCUGACAAAGAUGUUAACUUUAAUAUUGUUACAUGGAAUAGGCUAAUUCUCUUGCAUGGUCCUCCAGGAACAGGAAAAACAUCUUUAUGUAGAGCAUUGGCACAAAAACUUUCAAUUAGGCUUUCUAAUAAAUUUUCUCGAGGAAGAAUUGUUGAAGUGAAUUCUCAUUCACUUUUUUCAAAAUGGUUUUCGGAAAGUGGAAAAUUAGUUGGUAAAAUGUUUCAACAAAUUCAUGAAAUGGUUGAAGAUGAAGAUUCAUUUGUUUGUGUUCUUAUAGAUGAAGUGGAAAGUUUAACUGCUGCAAGAAAAGCUGCUGCAUCUGGUCUUGAGCCAUCUGAUGGCCUAAGAGUUGUCAAUUCUCUUCUUACACAAUUGGAUAAAUUAAAGCCUCAUAAAAAUGUCUUUAUUUUAACUACGUCUAAUUUGCUAGAAGCGAUGGAUCCUGCUUUUGUGGAUCGUAUAGAUAUAAAACAAUAUGUUGGUGAUCCAAAUCCAGAUGCUAUUUUUGCAAUUCUUCAGUCAUGUAUUAAUGAAUUAGGUCGAAAAGGGUUAAUUGGGGAUGGAAUACCGGUUCCUUCAUUUACUGAAGCGUCUAUAAGUUUAUAUUCUCAGCCAAAUUCAUAUAGUUCUCGAUUAUAUAGAAUAGCUGUUGAUUGCAAAGGAUUAUCAGGGAGGACCCUUCGUCGUCUUCCUGUUCUUGCUCAUGCUAAAUAUCUUCAACGACCUUGUUGUACAAUGGAUGAAAUGCUUUGUUCUUUAGAAAAAGUUGUGAAAGAAGAAUUAGAAUUUUCUAUGAAAAUAUGUUAA
Messenger RNA from Pneumocystis murina B123, 1293 nucleotides. RefSeq lists its product as hypothetical. Gene Ontology annotation, biological process: meiotic recombination checkpoint signaling; reciprocal meiotic recombination. The transcript has 14 exons. Gene Ontology annotation, molecular function: ATP binding; ATP hydrolysis activity. Gene Ontology annotation, cellular component: nucleus; chromosome. The coding region runs from base 1 to 1293 and encodes 430 amino acids. The record is from RefSeq and is a predicted model, not a curated record. NCBI's taxonomy places the organism in Eukaryota, Fungi, Ascomycota, Pneumocystomycetes, Pneumocystales, Pneumocystaceae.